AUGAAAUUGAAUUUGGAACAAAAACUUUUCAAAAUCGGUUUUAUGAAUGUAUUUUAUCUAAUAGAACUGGAACUACCGUUUUUUGCAAUCAAUCCGAUAAAUCCCAAUGAAUCUUAUGGAAUUGAUGGAAAAUUAUUUAAAACGUUGUCUAAUUAUUUUAACUUCAGCAUUCAAUAUGUCGCUGGUGAAAAUUUUGGUAUACAAAGCGGUCCGGGUAAUUUUUCCGGUGUCUUAGGAAAAAUCCUUGAAGAGGAACUCGAUUUUGGUGUUGGAGGUUUUGUAAUAUCUUACGAACGAAUGUUAUUUAUACCAUUUCUAGAAACUUAUUGGAUGGAUCGAUUGGCGUUUGUUAUUCGGCCGCAACAACCCUAUCUAGCUUUUGAUAUCCUACUUCGGCCAUUUGAACUCGAUGUUUGGCUAUGCUUAUUGGCAACUUUUCUUUUGUUUUUCAUUUUUGAUCAAUUAAAGAAUCGUUUGUUUUCGCCAAAAUCUUCAGUGUCGAUUGGUCAACAAAUUGAUAGUUUGGAUAAUCUUUGUUGGAUCAAUUUCUGCCUAUUAUAUCGGCAACCUUAUCCAUGGCUGACCAGAUUGAGAUUAUCAGCAAAAAUCUGUGCAAUAAGUUUCAUUUUCUCUAUUUCAGUACUUUCAAAUAAUUACGGUGGUGGCCUAUGUUCUUUAUUAGCCCUACCGGCUAGUUCAUCCAUAGAUAAUCUCGACAAAUUGGCUGAUGCUUGUCGUUCCAAUCACAUAAUACCGUUAGCCUUAAAUGGUGGAUUUUUCCAAAAGAUGAAGGGCACAAACAUCUAUUCGUUUCGGGAAAUUUCUCGGACCGUUCAACCUACAAAGAAUAUGGAAGAAGCCAUUAUGAAGAUUUUGAAAAAUGAACAACAGCAAUAUGCCUUCCUUUAUCCUCGAGAACGUCUUCGAUUUUCACAGCUAAGAGCGGGUAAAGAUUUGUUAUACGUUUCACCGGAUACAGAAGAUGCUUCAUUUUUACUUAUGCACGUUUCUAUUCCAACUCAACCAACAUUCAAAUAUCGAAGAGAAUUUUCUCGAAUGUAA
Messenger RNA from Dermatophagoides pteronyssinus (European house dust mite), 1062 nucleotides. Its product is annotated as glutamate receptor-like. Gene Ontology annotation, molecular function: ligand-gated monoatomic ion channel activity. Gene Ontology annotation, cellular component: membrane. The record is from RefSeq and is a predicted model, not a curated record. Lineage: Eukaryota; Metazoa; Arthropoda; Arachnida; Sarcoptiformes; Pyroglyphidae.